Anguilla rostrata (American eel) is the source of this 1388-nucleotide messenger RNA. It is a transcript of the gene c1galt1b, whose product is annotated as core 1 synthase, glycoprotein-N-acetylgalactosamine 3-beta-galactosyltransferase 1b. Lineage: Eukaryota; Metazoa; Chordata; Actinopteri; Anguilliformes; Anguillidae. Gene Ontology annotation, cellular component: membrane. The coding region runs from base 1 to 1026 and encodes 341 amino acids. The record is from RefSeq and is a predicted model, not a curated record. Gene Ontology annotation, molecular function: N-acetylgalactosaminide beta-1,3-galactosyltransferase activity. The transcript is spliced from 3 exons.
AUGUCUUCACUACCGUUUUUUGCCUUUGGGCUUUUCUUUGGUUUCAUCGUCAGUUAUUCUGUUUUACGUGCUGACUUUGACAUUUCUACUUAUGUUCGGCUUACUCCGGGAAACCACAUAACGAAUACAUCUACCACAAACCCUCGAAAGGCGGAUGCUGUACUGCCAACCGAAGAAAUGCCAAUCUUGAAACUCACGAAGGACCACUUUCCCAAAGUUCGAGUACUGUGCUGGGUAAUGACGGCACCUAAGAAUCUUCAGAAGAAGGCAUUGCAUGUCCGUGCCACUUGGACCAAACGAUGUGAUAAAGUGCUAUUCAUGAGUUCGGAGGAGACCGAGUUUCCUACAGUGGGGCUCAAUGUUACCGAGGGCAGAGACCAACUCUACUGGAAGACAAUAAGAGCUUUCCAGUAUAUUCACAAAACCCAUUUGGAUGAUGCCGACUGGUUUUUGAAAGCCGACGACGACACCUACGUUGUGCUGGACAAUCUUCGUUAUCUCCUUUCUAAAUAUGACUCGGAUCGACCCAUUUAUUUUGGCCGUCGUUUCAGACCAUUCGUACAACAGGGCUACAUGAGCGGGGGGGCUGGUUACGUUCUAAGCAAAGAGGCGCUCAGGAGGUUUGUGGAAGGAUUUCGCGUUGGAAAAUGCACCCACUUUUCUUCCAUUGAGGACAUGGCGUUGGGAAAAUGCAUGGAGACCAUGGAAGUGGAAGCAGGAGACUCCAGGGACAGAAAGAAGCGGGAGACAUUUCACCCUUUUGACCCAGAAUCGCAUUUAAUCAAGGAUCCGGGCAAUAAACAAUCCUGGUACUGGGGUUAUGGAUAUUACCCCACCACUGAAGGUCCUGAGUGCUGUUCAGAUCUUUCAGUGUCCUUCCAUUACAUACGCCCAGAUGAUAUGUAUGUACUGGACUAUUUUACCUAUCACCUUCGUCCGUAUGGCUACCACUACAGAUUCAAUCCUGAUUCUCCACAAAAUAAUACAGAGAAAAUAAAAGCAUUAAAUACAAAUAUGGGCACAUAAGUCGUGCUUAAUCAUAUCUUGAUUAAUAUCUUUGAACUGGUUUUCUGUCCCUUACAUUGCCUGCUGAAAUCUUGGUAGCUCUUCCAUUCCUUGAUCUAAAAAUAAUUCAAAACAAAUUGUAUCUUGUUCAUCUGGUUUGGAACGUUCAACUGGUUUUAACUGAAACAUAGUUAUAGUUCUGGAUAACUUGAGUUCCAACAUUUUUCAGCAAGUCAGAAAGUUUUUCCAUGAUUCUAAAGUGUCCAGUUUUUGCCAAUUUACCAAUGUCUAUAUAUGAAAAUAUAUACGUAGACAGUUUAAAUAACCGGUGGUGCGUGUUUAUGAUAAUACAUAAAAUAUCCAAAAUAAACAAAUAUCACUGA